Molecule: messenger RNA, 9141 nt
Organism: Phymastichus coffea
Lineage: Eukaryota; Metazoa; Arthropoda; Insecta; Hymenoptera; Eulophidae
Exons: 15
Coding region: 761-4000 (1079 amino acids)
Cellular component (GO): plasma membrane
Molecular function (GO): protein binding
Source: RefSeq, a predicted model, not a curated record
UGCUGCUGCUGCGUGUGGUGGCUCGGUCGCGCGUUUAGCCCCGUCAGUGUUGCUCGGCGCGGGCCACAGCUCGCAUCGGUUCAAUCCACCAGCAGCAACUGCCAGUGCUCGCGUACUAGCGCGCAAGCUCUCGCUGCGGUCAUUGUCGCGUUCGUGUCACGUCGCGCCUCAGAGCCUAGUGCUUAUGCCUGUGUAGUCGCAUGCUCGUGCGUCGCGCUUGAGCUUGAGGUUUGUUGGUUUCCUCGUUCCGUUGCGAGUUGCACCUGCUAUGUGCUGCAGCCUUUGCGACGUGCACCUGUGGAAUGCUUGGCGUUUGAGCUGAGCAGCCACUUGGACUACUCGAGCUUUCAGUUCUGUUUGUUGCGUUUUUGUUUGUCGUUCAGUCAGUGAUUGAUUGCAAGUGCUUCGGGGAUAUCAAGAAGUUAGCGGUGGAAGAAACGAGAAACAAACGCAUUGCAGCUCGCGACAGUUGGUAGAGCGCACAUUCAACAUGCCAUCGCAAUCGAAGAGCGCGCUCACAAGAGCGACUAACCGAGUUGGCAGCAUCGAAUCGCAGCGAGGCGAGUUCAUCUCGAGGCGCAAUUGAAGAGACUGAUUGAUAAGCACAGUGUUAAUAAGGAUCUUAGAUAAAUGUUGAGGAUCACGUUCAGAUUGACGAUAGCUUGUCGAAGAAUGCUUAGCUGCAUUCUCGUCGUGAUUCACAUUUGAGAGAAACGACGUGCUUAUCCUUACUUCUAGUGGAAGUGAAGAAACACCUCGAAUGGACAGGAUACCAUUCAUCGGCAUGAAAGGUUCAUGUUGGAUUCUUUAUAGCAGUGUCCUCGCGCUGACGGUGGCGGUGGUACUGUCUUGUCGACAGAGUGAGUUCCAGUGUAACAACGGACGCUGCAUCGGCCUGAAUAAAGUCUGCAAUCUCAUCGACGAUUGCGGUGAUAAAAGCGAUGAACAGCAGCAGUGUUCGCCAUGCAACAGAACAUACUAUGGGGAUGUGGGCAAGACUUAUGAAUUGGAGCUUCAUCGUCCAAAAGAAGACAAGGUGCCUUACAACUGCAAGCUUACUUUCAGCGCACCCGGUGACGAUCUCGGUGAUAUCGUUCAGCUGACGUUUGACAGCUUUACACUCGGGAAAUUCGUAUCGUUCACGGCAGCGGGAUGCCCGGAUGGCUCACUACAGAUAUCGGAGUCAAAUCGGCCGGACGUUGGGGGCCACUGGUGCGGAUCAUCCCGUGGUCCAGCGAUCUACUACAGCGAGACAUCUUCAGUCUCGAUAACGCUACGCUUAUUUAGGCUCAGCAAAGAUCAGACUGGAUUCAAUUUCGACUUUCGUAUGGCCUACAAGAUGAUUAGACGUUCCGAGGCUGUCGUAAGAUACAACAAUCCUUUCGUUGGCAUAACCCAGCAGGCACUGCUAUCGUUUGUUUCGAGUAUUACACCGACGGAUCUAACGCCAACACAGCGAUCAUCCAGUAAGUCUGCAAACACCAUGACAAGAUUGACAACAGUGAAACCGACAAAGCCGAGUAAAACGAUGGCUGCGCCAGUGACAAAAGAAACGCCAAUGGUAGUGCUGGAGCCAACUGCAAGGAAACCAAGCCCUGAGCAAUACUUGGGCGAGUUAAUAUCAGGCACCUAUUGCUCCAAGACUUUUAGCGAUUGCGAUCGGAAACGCUGUCGGCUUCAGUCACCCAACUUUCCUGGAUUGUAUCCGCGAAACCUCACGUGUUACUAUGCAAUUCGCCAACACGAAGUGCCCGAGGGAAAGCAUCCUUUAAUAUCCGUAAGGCAGCCACGGGGCCAGUUGAUUGCAGUACGAUCGAAAGCGCCAACUCAGGGUGAACCACCGCCUCGAGAACUCCGACUCUGGGAUGACUGUGAUAUAGUCAAGGAUCACGUAACAAUCUAUGAUGGUUAUAACACGAUGGAGCCAGUUAUACUAAAAUUCUGCGGUGGUGGUGAGCCACUGCCCGAGGUCAUCAGUAGCGGUAAAGAUCUCCUUGUCGUGUUCACGACUUCGCCCUACGGGACCUUCCUCCAUCCAUCGCCGCCGCAUUCGCUUCAUGGCUUCCAACUGGACGUACAGGUGAAAUUUGUGGACUUCAACUCGACGAUGUACUCGAAAGGUAAACGUUGCGAGUUCUGGUUACGCGGGGACACUGGUGGUAUGCUCACCUCGCCCCGACACUCACUGCCCCGCAACACUACUUGCCUAUAUCACUUACGCGGAGAAAGUAAUGAUUACCCGAGUCCAAUGUCGCCAAGACCCAUACCCAAAUUCCCAACCAAGGCUGACAUUAAGUGGGGAAGACAGCAACCACCUACUAUUCAACCGCAAUUUCGAGUAUGGCUCUCAGUUCUUAAGUUCCAUGUUGGCAGCAAUUCCGCUGUCACCGAUGAUGAUUGCUCAACGAGUCUUAAGAUUUGGGACGGUGAGAUGAUGCCACUUUCUGCUGCUGACUGUAACGAUGUGUCCUGCGAAAAAGAAGAUGGCAGUAGCGUUACAGCGACUGGAGGAACGAAGCCCAUAGCGAGCAGCCGACUAGCAAGUAAUACGACUCUAAUGGCACGUUACUGCAGGGACAAGGUACCGCGCAGCUGUGACCACGUGAUCUUUCAAAACAGCAGCCGUCCCUGCUCGCUGGGCGAAAGUUUCAUCUCGACCGGCAGCAGCCUCACCAUCGAGAUACUCGUCACCGAGACUACCGCCCUCAGGCCCUUGGAUUUCCGUGCUCUCUACGAAUUUGUUGACCUUUACCAAGAUGGAGAUCCUUAUGGAGCUGGACCUUGUUCCCGUGUAUUCUACAGUCGAAAUCGUGAUAGUUAUCCAGACAGAAGGUUUCGCGCACCAAGAGAUAUUUUCUUAUAUGGGCGUGGAGGAGCCAAGAAUUUGACUUGUAUUUACCGCUUCGAAGGUGAACACGACGAGGUAGUGAAAUUGCGGUUCAACAAGCUCCUCAACGGCAACCGCUCUUGUCGUAGCGUUUCAAGUUCCGAUUUCAAUCGACUUCUUUGUGUCGGUACAAGCAGCUUCUCUUUGAAGGUAAUGGAACUGCCAUGGGCAAACGCAGCAGUGAUACAACGGGAUUGCUUUUGCUCGAAUCGCUCACUGCCAAUGCACUUCAAAUCAAAGUCAAACAUUGUCGAGGUUCACUUGAUGGUUCAUUCGAUGAAUGCCCUCGACGACUACAAUAACCUCUUCUUUGAGGGUCAGUGGGACUUUGUUAAAACCACAACACAGUGCCUGCAAAAGAGGAGGGUUCGCGGGCCUUCCGGUGAAAUAAAAAAUCAACUCUAUCUGGAAGAUGCAGAUGAACUCCACUGCGAGAGCCUUCCGUGGUUAAUCGAGCCUGCACACGAGCAGUUCCUAUACGUGAGGCUUCCCGGAGUAAUAGCAAGUAACCGCACCAAGUGUGAAACGCCUAACCGCAUCGUGGUGCAGACUGCAGGCGAACUUCACGCAGCCGUAUGCCCGAAACCAGGUGGCAAUGCACGCCAUAGCUUCGUCGAGGUAUUCAGCGACGGCUGGACCGUCAAUGACCCCACUGACAUAUUCAAACCACCAAGCCAUCAAUCUGCUCGAAGCAUCGCCAUCGAGUAUGUUAUCAGCCAGAAAGAGAAUACCGAGUACAAUGUUAUGUGGCUUGAACUCACUAGACGACCCACGGUGCUAUCGGCUCUAGCGGGUCUACAAUCGGGACAAGACUGUGAGCACCGCUGCCCGGAGUUGGACGCCUGCAUAAACGCAUCGCUAUGGUGCGAUGGUGUGAGCCACUGUCCGACCGGUUACGACGAGGCCUUGUCCCACUGCUCGAUACUAUUGAAAUUGCCACCACUGCAUCUCGGUCUCGGCGCAAUAGCAUUGUUCUCGAUCGCCGGUUUACUAUGUAUAAUGUCGUGGCGAGCUUGUCGCCAGGGCCCAGGUGGCCGUUCACUGUCUCAGCACCGAUUGAAGAGCGUCUCCUCCGAGACGGCCAUCAUCGACGGCAAGGAAGUGAUUUGCUGACACAGCGAGAGUUCUGUGCGAUACGUCGAGGUCGAUCGCGUCACCACUGUGUGACGAUCGACAACCUCAACUCCCUUCGCUACGUCGCAUCGACAGCCAGAUUGUUGCUCACCCAGGGGAUUGUAAGCUCUGCGUAACCUAUAUCUCGCGCGCGCUCUCUCUCUCUCUCUCCCCCUCAUUUCCCCAUGGGUAAGUGUGCUAUACGAAUUCUUCCGUUGUGGACCUUGCUCGAACCACUAUGAUUUUUUGCACAGGUUGUGAAACUUCUUCCAUUAAACGAUGGCUAUCGUAUGCACGAUUAGUGAAUCAAAUAUGUUCCAACCAUUGACGUAACGCACAGAACUCGCAUCACGAGACACAGAUAGAUUUCUGCAAGUGAUAAGAAGCAGAAGACAAAUGAAGAAAAUAAUCUUAUUCGCGUAAUGACUUUAUAUCGUUUGGUAAUGAGUUUUGCCUUUUCAUGCAAAACUUUUAUUGAAUUUUGGUAUUAAUUUUAUAGAUAUUAUGAAUUAUUAAGCGAAUGAUGAAUGUUGAUUUACAAAGUUGUGGCACAGAUUCUUCCAAUUAAUUUGUCCAAGAUUUCGAAUGAAAGAAAUCUCUCUCGUUCUCGCGCUAAUUUAUGAAUAUUAUGUGUAAGUUUUAACUGUUAAGAAACUAAAAAAAAAAUGAUUGAAUUUACAUUACAAAGCAGAAAAAGGAGAUACUAUCUUUAGUCGAUUUCGUAUUAUGCAUAUAUUACGUUAGACGCAGUUUAAAAAUAAAAGUAAACAGUGCAUACGAAAUUCAGUGCAUGCACUAGGUAUUCAACUUUCAAAUUAACAAUUAAGCUCUAAGUCUGUUAGUGUGUACGACCAAACAAUAAGUUUGCUGCUGCUGAAAUAAUAACCAUAUGGUGUGUACAAAACGCUGCAUUUGGUAAGAUUAUUUAAAACAGUAAGCAAAAAAACACUCCUAUAGUAUUGUGCGAUAAAAUGUAAUGUAAUUAGAUGAAGUCAAGUAAGUAUGAAUCAAUGUAGGUAGUCGAAACUUAUGUGAUAAAUAAUAAAGUGACGAUUGACAAUUGAUCAUUAUUGAACUGUUUCCUUCGUAGAGCUGUGCUCUAAAAUUGUUGCUCAACCAAUACGAGUGUUGAUUGUAUUAUUAACAGAGCUUACCUCGAGAUAUUAUCAAUAAUCAAUAAGAAUCAUGAAGUUAAUAUCAUUAACUUCGCGUACGAAUUUGAUGUUUGGUUUAUUUAUUUCAGGGCAAAAAUUAAAAUCAACGAUGUACGUAUAAUGGGCACGAGCAUGUUGUUAAUAAAUGUACAUAUACAUAAAAGUAACUCAAUUGUAGAGAAAUAGUAACAGUUGCACUUGUCGAGUAUCAUAAGCAAACUCACAAGUAUUUGAGAACAUUUCGCAUGAAAAAAUUAAGUAAUUGAAACAUAAAUACUUAUUUCUAGAAAUCAAGCAAUUUUAGUACAAGAUUUUCAUAAAACGAACACUGCUUUGAUUUUAGUUUUUCAAUCAUAAUUACACAAAAAUAAUAAAAUACAUGGAAGUUGUCUAAUAUGGUCGCAUAUAAACUAUUAAGCUAUUAUAAAAAUCAAGCAUUGUCAAUACUUGAGAAGGUUAAGGUUGAAAAUUAAGUAUUUUAAAAUAAUGAAAAGCAUAGAAAAUUGACGACAUUUGCCACUAACAAGGACAUUUCUUAUUAAUCAUUUGAUUUGAAUGUUUAAGUCAAAUUGAUAAGCAAUAAGUCAAAUUACAUAAAAAUAUAAUUUUUUUAUCGUGUUUUAUAAAAAUUUUCCCAAAAAAAUUCGUUGUUGAUACGCAAAUCAAUCUAAUUUUUCUUUAAGGCACAACAAAAUAAAAGAUAAAAUAUUUUUAUUAAAUUUCAUUGAAAUAAUACACAAUAAGAAGCAUCAAAAUAAUUUUUAUUUUAAGUGUUUGAGUUAUUAGAGUUGAAAACAACAAUUUUAAAAAGGUUGUUAAUUUAAAAAUAAAAAUGGUUUGUAGUACAGAUAUAUUAAUCUUGACUUUUCGAAUCACAGCCAAUAAAUACUAUGAAGUUCCAUAACUCAUAACGGAUCUCCAUGAUUAAAACUUUUAAUUAAUUUCAAUUCUGAAAUGUAAAAUGGUUUGAUUAUACUAUAUAAAUCAUUAUUAUAAAAGAUUCAGCUUGCUACAAAUCUUUGAAAAUCAUUUUUUAUAUAAUUGUAUUGUUUUGCGACUCGUAUACAUUGAAGUAUAAAAAUUUUAUAUAUACAAGUAACAAUUUCAAAUAGACGAAUAUGAUGAAUAUGUUUAAAUCGCACUAAAAUGAAACAUCAACUAUCGAAGCACAAAAUAAUUUUUAGUAUAAUCCAUUUUAUUAAACAAUGAAUCAUUUUAACAAACAAUGAAAUCAAACCAGUGAUAUUUUUACUGCUAAUAACUUAUAUUAUAGCAAAUUUUCUAAUUUAAUAUUUAUCGUAUUUGAAUCUUAUGAUUUUGGGACCAAACUUUUAAAUUAAGAUUCUAAAUAAUAAAUUAACCAAAAUGACUCAAUGUUUAUGAAAAAGUGCCAAAUAAAAUAAUUUCUAUUAAAAAUUUGAAUUCAUAAUGAAUUUAAAUUGAAGUUUGGUAUGGUCUCUAUAAAAAAUUUAUGCAAUAAUAUUCUUUAAUUGAAUUUAAAAAACAUUAUAUUUCCUAAAUAAUAUUCUAUUGCAUUCAAUCAUCGAAAAAACACGAAUAAGAAUUAUGAAUAGUUUUUAUUCUAAUAAAACAAUAAAUCAAUUUAAAAGAUAGUUAAUUUAAUUUUCGAUUUCACUGCCAGUCAUUACUACUUCAUACUUCUUUACUUCAUUUUUCACCCGAUAAUUGUCUUCGAUAGUUGGCAUAACGAUGAAUUUCAUACACUUACAUUUCAAUUUUAAUACAAAAGUAAAAAGAAUGAUUUUCUUCAAUACACUAUGUAAUGGCCUUCUGAUAACAUUUCAAACUGUGUUAUUUCUGAGCCUUGACAUUUAAAUUUGUAAUCUUACAUAGUAAGUGAAAAAUUAUAAGUACAAUUUUUAUGCAAGCAUUGGUAUUCAAUUAUUUUCUAUCAAAUCUAAGUACAAUCCUAUGACAGCGAAACCUUCGCUUGCAGUUUUAUGUUCAUUAAAAACAAAUUUUAUUAUAUACUUUUACAAAAAAAAACUUUUUUUAACAUACAUAAAGUUGAGUUAAAAAAAAUUAUCAAUAUAAAUGAAACUAUGUGCUUAUCAUUUUAUUACAUAUAAAAGUAAGUAAAAUAAUGAGAUCAAAUGAGUUGAAUGGAAUAAAUAAGAAGAAUUUUAAAAUACAUGCAAAAAGCUGUCUUAAAUAAACAGUCAAUAAUUCAUAGUUUUUCUAAUUCUAAAAUAAAAUUUAACCUGUUAAACUAUUUUAUGCAAUAUAUGAACGAAAAUUAAAAAAAAUAGAAGACUUAUAUGAUUUUAUUACAAAGGAACUUACUACUUAAAGUAGCAUAAAUUAGUGAAAAGUUCGAUAAAAAUAACGCGCCCUCAUGUGUUUCUUGAUUGUAAUACUUUAUAAGUUAUUUUAGAUUUAUGGCCAUACAAUCUGUUGAAAUUGACGAACUCGACGAAAUCGACUAUUACGUUUAUGAAAAUUUUGUCACAAGUAACAAUGACACUGAUUAUGUUAUUUAUUUUAAGGAUCUUUAUGGCUCGUAUUUAUAAUGUAAAUAUUGUAGAAAUUAAUUUAUAUUGUUUAAUGUAAAUGGUUUCGAUAAACUACUGAAUAUCAAAGACAUUUUAAGGUCAAUGAUUUUUCAGUAAUGAACGCACCAUUACUAUGUACGGUCCGAACUUAAAUUAGUUGCAAAAAAAGUUAUAAUGCACAAAAUAUUGUUAAAUCGGAGUCAUCUUGUGUUGUCUUGUAAAAUAUAUACACGGCUAUUAAUGUAGAAUGUGACUGUAGCGAACAAUAAUAAGAACUGUUCAUAGCAAUAGAACAGUAAAUUUAUGUAUUGUAUAUACCACAACGUUAUUGUAAACAAUCUAAAAUACGUAGGGCAUAUCAUAAACCCUACUCAAAUUGAAACUGACCGACUAUUUUUCAACUAAUUAUUUGUGAUGUUUGAGUUAAUUAUUUGAAACAUAUAUUGCUCAAGUAUUGCAUUAUUUAUAUAUUUCAUUUUCAAUGUUACUAUCCGUAUUAUUAAUUGUCGACUGUUGGAAAACCAUCUGUUACGUAUUAAAUUUAGGAAGAAAAUUCAAAUUACUUUGAGAAAAAAAAAUUAAUAGUAAUAAAAUAAUUUUUUUUUAAUAUUUUAAAAUGGAAAUUUUGCUCUUGAAGCAUAUAAACUAAAUGUAGUAUAAAUGAUAUAUGAUAAGAUUAAAAAACAUAGUGUGAUUAUAAAUGAUACAUUUUUAUGAAAAAUACGCUUCUGAAGAAUCAUAUUUUAUUAUUAUGUUAAACAUUUGAAAUGUAAAGCACAAGGCGUGCGUAAAGGUUCGAAGCGAUUUAUUCUGUCUUUAAUCAACUUUAUGUAGACUAAAAAAAUAAUAACGUUAUAAUGAAUGUCGGUUUAUCUUUUCAACGUAUGAAAUGCUAUAAAAUGAGGAAAGAACAUAAAAUUAAAGCCAAAGUUACAAAAUUUUACCGAAAAAAACAAAAUUUUUAUUGUUAGAACAAGAUACUUUAUCGACAGAUAUAAUUGUUAUAACAUAAUUUUGAAGCAAUGAUAAAUUUGCAGAAAAUAAUGUUAUUUCUGUCUUUUUUCUGUUGCAUUAUUCUGUUUUUAAUUCUGUUUACAAUAAAGCAUUAAUAAAAAAAGAUUCUGAUAAUUGAUAACGUCAUCAUCUUAACACUGGGGUUACAAAAAUAAUCAGCUUCUUGUAAAUGCGGCAAAAGGAAAUGAAUAAUUUAGCCAUAUAUCUAUUUUACAGGGAUUGAAAAUAUAAAUUAAAUUAUUUGCUUAUUUUAGCAAAUUACACUACACCAUAAAAUAAAAACAAUAUCUGUAGAAAAAGUAAAUUAAGAGCAAUUUUAGACUAUUUAUAAAAAGAAAACAUAUAUAAACAAGAUUUUGAUCUUAUAAAUUGACAUAAGUAAUAAUUUUUUGAAAUAUUAUUUCACCACUGAAUAAGUCACAAUUUUAUUGCAAUGUAAUUUUUACGUUUUGUAACUCAC